Molecule: messenger RNA, 2397 nt
Organism: Linum trigynum
Lineage: Eukaryota; Viridiplantae; Streptophyta; Magnoliopsida; Malpighiales; Linaceae
Source: the annotation of a GenBank genome assembly
AACCACACAUUUGCGAUAGCGGAUGGGUACAUAAAUAUCGAUCUAACGACCAAAUACAUUUGCCAGGACACCCUUUCUUUCUUUCUAGUGCUGGACGUGAGACGAUCAUUGAUGAACAUUCAACAAAGGGCCGCUUUUGAUAUUUCCAAGUAUUAUUAAUUGGGCGCCCGCCAGGUGAGAAAAACGUUACAUUGGUGGGAGCGUUAACAAAUACAAAUAUAGUCCGUAUUUGCGUCCCACAACACUAAACGAUCAGUCACGGCCGCCCGCCCGCCCGCCGGGGAAUCUUGGUAGUUGUUGUUUGAUGUUCAAAUCCCAUCACCCGCUCGCCUCUAUAUAUACAGUCAGUCUCAGUCAGUGCUAACACCUACUCGUUGAUUACAAAGAAAAACCCCACUUUCCCAUUUCCGUCCCUUACUUGUCUCAGUCUCUCAGUUUCCCAGAUCAGUCACUCUCACCGCCGAUCACUACCCGCCCACCGCCAGGUAAUGACAAGAACAUUGUUAUUAUUCAUCUUCGUUCUUUCCCCCCGAUCUCCGGCGAACUCUAAUCCCUCCGGGUUUUAAUCUGUCCCUGUUUCCCCCGCUCUCUUUUGCUUCAAUGGGUUCUGCUGAAUUGGACUUAUAGUCCAAGUUUUGGGUGAAAGUCGAACUCUUUCUUUCUUGCAAGUGAAUUUAAUUUCCUUUUGGACUCUUUCUUAAGUGGCGGAUGCUUUUCCUUUUCCUGACUGACAGCAAAACCUGAGAAUGACUGUUCCCUUUUCAUCGGAUUCUGUGUGUUAGGUUAAGCUGAGAACGACCUUUCUGCAUUCUGUUGAUUCCUCCUUUUGUAGGACUGCAGAGUUCCAUCUGAAGCAUAUCCAUGGCCCCAGCUUCAGAUAUUAAGCCCAAAGAUGUUUGCAUUGUUGGAGUUGCAAGAACUCCAAUGGGUGGAUUUCUUGGUUCAUUGUCGUCUGUUCCUGCAACCAAGCUCGGAUCUAUAGUCAUUCAAGCUGCACUUAAGAGAGCCAAUGUCGAUCCUUCGCUAGUCCAGGAAGUCUUCUUUGGCAAUGUACUCAGCGCGAAUUUGGGCCAGGCUCCGGCCAGGCAGGCUGCAUUGGGUGCAGGAAUAGCCAAUACAGUCAUAUGCACGACGGUCAACAAAGUUUGUGCUUCCGGCAUGAAAGCAACGAUGCUUGCGGCACAAAGUAUUCAGUUAGGGAUCCACGAUGUUGUUGUAGCAGGAGGCAUGGAGAGCAUGUCGAAUGUACCCAAGUAUCUGGCAGAAGCAAGGAAGGGAUCCCGACUCGGGCAUGAUUCACUAGUAGAUGGGAUGCUUAAGGAUGGAUUAUGGGAUGUUUAUAACGAUGUUGGCAUGGGUAACUGUGCUGAAAUUUGUGCAGAACAGCAUUCCAUCACAAGGGAGCAGCAGGAUGACUAUGCUGUGCAAAGUUUUGAGCGUGGUAUCGCUGCACAGGACAUUGAUGCCUUUGCGUGGGAAAUUGUUCCGGUUGAAGUGUCCGGUGGAAGGGGAAAGCCAUCAACCAUUGUUGAUAAAGAUGAAGGUUUAGGGAAGUUUGAUGCUGGAAAAUUAAGGAAGCUCAGACCGAGUUUCAAACCGAAUGGAGGAACCGUUACAGCUGGGAAUGCUUCUAGCAUCAGUGAUGGUGCUGCUGCUCUAGUUCUAGUUAGCGGAGAGAAGGCACUGAGCCUCGGAUUACAAGUGAUUGCAAAGAUCUCUGGUUAUGCUGAUGCUGCACAGGCACCAGAACUUUUCACCACAGCUCCAGCUCUUGCCAUACCUAAAGCCAUCUCGAAUGCUGGAUUGGAUGCUUCCCAAGUCGAUUACUACGAGAUAAACGAAGCUUUUGCAGUUGUAGCCCUUGCAAACCAGAAGCUGCUCGGUCUCAACCCAGAAAAGAUCAAUGUGCAUGGCGGUGCAGUCUCCCUGGGGCAUCCACUGGGAUGCAGCGGAGCUCGGAUCUUGGUUACCCUUUUGGGAGUGCUGAGGCAGAAGAACGGGAAGUAUGGCGUCGGUGGCGUGUGCAAUGGAGGUGGUGGGGCAUCAGCUUUGGUUUUGGAGCUUCUCUAAGAAUGAAUCAUUGAAAGAUUCGCAGGAGUUGUAGCCGUACUCUUUUAAUAUUGUUUCUCAUUGUGAGAUGUUUUGGUACUUGUACCACUUAAAAUUUGAGAAUUGUGGUAGUUGUAAUAUUCAAGAGAGCGGAUCAGGUGCAUAAUAAUUUUGUGGUCAAUAACCCUAUAAAAUUUAUCACAUCAGAGUCACAUCACCAUAUAUAAAAGGCUUUUAAUCAUUCUCCUAUAAAUUUUAACAGGCUACUUAUAAAAUUUAUCACAUCAGAGUCACAUCACCAUAUAUAAAAGGCUUCUAAUCAUUCUCCUAUAAAUUUUAACAGGCUAU